Molecule: messenger RNA, 4876 nt
Organism: Menidia menidia (Atlantic silverside)
Lineage: Eukaryota; Metazoa; Chordata; Actinopteri; Atheriniformes; Atherinopsidae
Source: the annotation of a GenBank genome assembly
CAGGAGAUGUUGAGACACUGAAGUGACAGAGGCCCUGCAUGGAGUUAGACUGGGGCUUGUACUGGCUAAGGUGCUGAUAUGCGCUGAAGAUGAGUGGCGUUGGAGACAACUCGCUGGAGCCGCUUUGCGUCGACCGCAAACGAAAGCUGUCCACCUGUGACACACCAGGACUAGGGUGUGACAAGCGUCGGAGAGAACAGGAGAGCAAGUACAUCGAGGAGCUGGCCGAGCUCAUCUCCGCCAACCUCUCGAACAUUGACAGCUUCAACGUCAAGCCUGACAAAUGUGCUAUCCUCAAGGAGACAGUGAGGCAGAUCAGACAAAUCAAAGAGCAAGGAAAGAGCUCUUACAGUGAUGACGAUGUACAGAAGGCAGAUGUGUCCUCCACUGGUCAGGGGGUCAUUGACAAGGACCAUCUGGGACCGCUACUCUUACAGGCUUUGGACGGCUUUCUGUUUGUGGUCAACCGAGAGGGGAGCAUUGUAUUUGUGUCAGACAAUGUGACGCAGUACCUGCAAUACAAGCAGGAGGAGCUGAUCAACACCAGCGUGUACAACAUCAUCCACGAUGAGGACAGAGAGGAGUUUCACAAGAACCUGCCCAAGUAUAAUGUACCAAACGGGGCACCUUGGGGUGGAGAGGCACCUCGUCAGAAAAGCCAUACCUUCAACUGUCGCAUGCUGGUAAACUUUGUUCACGGUCAGAAUCAUGGGCUACCAGAGGAAAGAGCCGGGGGGCACCGUUAUGAGACCAUGCAGUGUUUUGCCCUAACUCAGCCCCGGGCCAUGAUGGAGGAGGGAGAUGAUUUACAGUCGUGUAUGAUCUGCGUUGCACGACGAAUCACUGCAGUAGAGAGGACAGAGAGGUUCAGCACUCGGCAUGAGCUGUCUGGUAAACUUAUUGAAAUUGAGCAGCAGAGCUCUCUUCACACUACAAUGCGUCCAGGCUGGGAGGACCUGGUUGGACGCUGCAUGCAGAUGUUCCUCCAUAGAAGUGAUGGUCAACCAUGGUCCUACAAACGGCACUAUCAAGAUGUGUUCCAUACUGGUCAUGCAGAGACACCUCUCUACCGCUUCUCACUCUCUGAUGGCACCCCAGUGACUGCUCAGACAAGGAGCGACCUGUAUAGAAAUCCCAAUACAAAUGAACCUCACUCUUUCCACUCAACGCACUUCCUUCAAAGGGAGCACAAUUGUUACCGUGGUAAUCAAGGGGGUGGUAUGAGGCCCCAAAAUAUGGGCGCAAACAACGCCAGUCAACAAAUGAACAUGAGCCCUGCAGGUAGCAUGGGCAUGAACCGAGGCUAUGGCAUGGCCGAACAGGGCAACAUGUCGCAAAGAGGAGUGCCACCAUACACUGGGGGCAGCCGCAUGAACCCCAUGCAUCAGAUGAGCCCCAUGCAUCAGAUGAGUUCUAUGCAUCAGAUGAACAACGUGGGUCAAAUGAAUCCCAUGCAUACAAUGAACUCAGUUAACCAAAUGGGGUCCAUGAACCAAGUGGGUCAUCAUGGAGUGCAUCAACAGCAGCAGCAUCACCAGCAUCAGCAGAUGGGUCCGUUUCACGGAGGUGGACCUGGGGGUGGGGGUGGAGGUUAUGGAAUGGGCAUGACCAGCCCUCCCCAGGCCAGCCCCGGGAUCAACGGUCCCCCGCAUAAUGUUAUGGGGUCACCUAGAGUCCGAGGAAGCCCCAAGAUGGGAGCCAGCCCUUUUUCUCCUGGAGCAGCCCUGAACUCUCCCAUGAGUUCUACUCACACUGCUAACUCUGGAGGAGGAGGAGGAGGAGGAGGAGGAGGAGGAGUGAACACCUUCUCCAGCAGCUCUUUGAAUGCCCUCCAAGCAAUAAGUGAGGGAGUUGGCAAUCCAAUGCCGGCACCUCUUACAUCUCCUCCACCUCACAAACCUGACAGCUCCCCAAGCAUCAACUCCACCAACCAGGCAGCAGGGGGUCCAUGUAAAGCUGGCCUCCCACCAUACUCUGACUCCAAGAGCCCAGGCAACUCACUUGGAGUUGGUGAAGAGCAGCAGUCACAGCAGCACCCACACACUCCCACCAGCGAGGGCCCUCCUGAUAAACCAGACAGCCAGGCUUGUCCUGGUGCGGGGGAGUCCAGUCGACGGGUCCCCGACAAAUGCAACAAGAAGCUUCUGCAGCUCCUGACCUCCAACACAGACGAGCUGGUGCCAGCUGGUCACACACCGAGCUGUGGACCCAGCUCCACACCUGACACCAAGAGUGGAAAAACUGGAGUUACCAGUCCCUCCUCCACAACAGGCGUGUCCUCUUCCACGAGCGGGACUCAUGGCGCCGUGUCCUCCUCUGGGGGAACCGGACAAAGCCAGUCACUGCAGGAGAAGCACAAGAUCCUCCACAAACUCCUGCAGAACGGCAACACCCCCGAUGACGUGGCCCGUAUCACAGCCAUGGCCACCGGGAAGGCCAGUCUGGAUUCAGGGGCACCAGAACCUGGGCCUGCAGUUACUGGGGGAAUAAAGGGAUCAGAAUCAAAGAAGGAACAGCACAGUCCGAAAAAGGAGAAAUCCCACGCCCUCCUUCAUUACCUCCUCAAUAAAGAUGACUCUAAAGAAGGUGGUGAUAUGAAGCCUAAGUCAGAGGAUUUAGAUGGGAGAGGAUCUCAAGGGGCAGGAGUCAGCAGCACAGACCCCCCCUGCAUCGAUGGCAAGGUGAAACUGGAGCCAUCUGAUGAGACGGAGACGCUGGAGACCAUUCUGGGUGUCCCACGGAACGGCUCGGCUUUUUACCCUGAACCCGACUCCAGAGCCGGAAAGGAAGUGGGGAACAAACAGGGAACUGUUCCUGAUAGUUUGCAUGAUGGGGAAAGAGGUCCCAUACUGCCAGGUCAGCGUGGAGCCUAUCAAAGAGCCCUCUCUGUGGAUUCCAAGCCCAUUUCUGGAGAAACGGUGAUGGGAGCUGGACUGGCAACGAGACGGAAUGUUCCCUGCCCCACACUGGUCAAACAAGAAAACAUAGAUGCUCCGAUCCGACCUGGAAACGUGCGCAAAGGCUUUACUGGAGGCAUGGAUGCGUGUCCAACCCGGGGCAAUCUAACAAGAGGUAUGGGUCGAGGCAUGGGUGUUCAUCAGCGGCCCUUAAUGGCAGGCGCAGGGGAAUGGGGCAUGCCAAGGUCCAGCAGAAGCCCUGUGGCUGGUCCAGGGCAUCCAGCCAUGGGUCGCCCCGGCCAGAUGGGAGUACCGAUGAUUAACCGCUCCAUCAGUGCACCCGAAAACACCAGGUCCAUGCUGCAGCAGCAGCUUAUGGAUAUGGGUAACAAUGAAGCUAAUAUGGGUAUGAACCCAUUUGGUGGACAAGGGCCCCCACCCCAGUCCCCCUCUUGGCCAGACUCUGGGAUGGGAAUGGACCGACCACAGAGUAGCACAAACCGGGAUCAGUUUGUGCACCCCCUGGAGGAGCUACUGGGGCCUCUGACCAGCAGCGAUGGUCCAAGUGAUGAAAGGGCCCUUCUGGACCAGCUCGACUCUCUGCUGAAUACCGCUGAUGUCAUUGCCCUGCAGGAGAUAGAUCGAGCCCUCGGCAUCCCUGAAAUCGUUGGCCAGUCCCAUGGACCUGAAGGCCACCAGCUGGGCCAAGAUCAAGGCCAUGGCCAGUGCCCAGCAUCAGAGCCUUUCCCGGGGCUGGACUCCUCCAUGGGGAUGGACCAAAAACCCAUGUAUGGCCCGGGCUAUCCGGGGCCUCCCUCCAUGGGCAUGCAGCCUGGAUAUGCAGGCAACACGCUGCAGGGCCAGUCUCCUGGAGGCUUCAACCCCAUUAUGAGUCAGAUGGGUCAGACAGGGGGCUUCCCGGGCAUGGGGGGCAUGGGUAACCCUCGCGCAAACAUGCCACGGCCUCGCAUGAUGACUGUCGCCAAGCCUACCAGGCUGCAGUUACAGCAGAGACUCCAGGGACAGCAGCAGUUCAUGAACCAGACACGACAAGGAAUGAAGAUAGAAGGUGCCCCCGGAGGAAACCCCGCCAUGCGCCCCGCCAUGCAGCCCGCAGGGAUGGGCGGCCAGCCCGGUUUCCUGAACGCCCAGAUGAUGGCGCAGCGCACCAGAGAGGUGAUGACGACCAUGCAGAUGAGGAGGCAGAGGGUGAUGAUGCUGAUGCAUCAGCAACAACAACAACAACAACAGCAGCAGCAGCAAAGUCAGGCACUAGCAGGGGGCUUCAGCCCUCCUCCUAAUGUCACAGCUCCAGGAAGCAUGGACAGCCCCAUGGGAGCGCCCCCCCUAAACCAGCAGCAGGGUUUCAGCUACGGAAACACUUACGGCAUGAACCAGCAGGUGGACCCAUCUUUCAUGGCUCCUGUUUCCAGUCCACCUGCAAACAUGGUGCAAGGACGAAUGGGAGGUCCUCCGCAGAGCACCAUGAUGCCGGGGAUGCAGGGGAACCCACAGGGAGCACACAUGUAUCCGUCUGGAGACAUGAAAGGCUGGCCACAGGGCAACAUGCUUCGUAAUAACCCAUAUUCCCAGCAGCAGUUCUCCCAGCAGGGCACCCAGGGCCAGUUUGGAGCCAUGAUGAUGAACAACACGAUGGGUGGACCUGGACCAGUGAGCGGGCCUGGCCCGGCUCAGAUGGCCCAAAUGCAAGGACAGAUGCAGGGCCAAAUGGGCAUGAACCCAAUGGGGAUGGGCAGAAUGCCAUUGGGACCUGAUCAGAAGUACUGCUGAGGACCUGCGGAUGGUGCCGGAAUGUGGACCCUUUCAGCCGUGGCCGAACGUACUGGACGGGGAUAGGAGUCCGAGAAACGCCUGCAAACACACACACACACACACGCAGGAGUUCCCCAGCAGAGAAAAUGCCUUGCGAGGCACGGCGAGCUCGAUUGAUUGCAGGGGAGGAAGUGGGCCACAAAAAC